This is a messenger RNA of Melopsittacus undulatus (budgerigar), 2754 nucleotides long. It is a transcript of the gene MGAT4D, whose product is annotated as MGAT4 family member D. Gene Ontology annotation, molecular function: acetylglucosaminyltransferase activity. Gene Ontology annotation, cellular component: Golgi stack; endoplasmic reticulum; endoplasmic reticulum-Golgi intermediate compartment. The coding region runs from base 291 to 1670 and encodes 459 amino acids. The record is from RefSeq and is a predicted model, not a curated record. Lineage: Eukaryota; Metazoa; Chordata; Aves; Psittaciformes; Psittaculidae. The transcript has 16 exons. Gene Ontology annotation, biological process: protein N-linked glycosylation.
UUGACAAUAUAAGAUAAUCAGCAAGAAAAGAGAUUCGCUUACAAAGCAUGAGGACAAGCCUAGAAACCUUCUUGCAGGGGUUGAUUGCAGGGUAGAUCUGUGAGCAGGCAGAGAAGAUAUCAAAGUGAAAGCCACUGACUCCCCACUGACUAGAAAAUGACUUGGACUUUUACCAAAACCAGUUUCUGGAACUUCGGCAAAGACUAUUGUAUGCUGAAAAGGAGAAUAAGAAAAGAUCACAGGAACUGAGCAGUGCCUUAGAUGAAAUUAAACGUGUAGUUGCAAAAAGAAUGAACUUGACAACAAAUCAUACAGAUUAUAUGAAGUGGAAGAUGUUAAACUUCACCAGAAAACUCCCUGUGCAUCUUAUAAACAUAUACUACUAUCUACCUCACCUUCGAGAUUAUGAAGAUGCUGUUUUCCCAAAUGUUAUUUUUGGGCAACAGAGAACUGGAGUCUCACUGGUGAUGGGGAUUCCUACAGUGAAAAGGGAAAAAAAGCAUUAUCUCAUAAGUACACUGCAUUCCCUACUGUAUGAACUUUCUGAAGAGGAAAAGAAUGACUGCAUGAUAAUCGUCUUUAUAGCAGAGGUGAAUGCAGAGUAUGUUAACAGUGUUGCACAAAGUGUGAAAACCAGCUUCCCCAGAGAAAUCCAGUCUGGAGUCCUAGAGGUCAUUUCUCCUCCUGCUUCUUAUUAUCCAGAUCUUUCCAACCUGAAGCAAAUGUUUGGAGAUCCAGAGGACAGAGUAAGGUGGAGAACCAAACAGAAUUUGGAUUACAGCUUUUUAAUGCUAUAUGCCCAACCAAAGGGAAGAUUUUAUUUACAGUUGGAAGAUGACAUUAUAGCCAAACCUGAUUAUAUUCAAAGUAUAAGAAACUUUGCUGAUAAGCAGUCCCAAGACUGGAUGAUUCUUGAGUUCUCCCAGCUAGGAUUUAUUGGGAAAUUGUUUAAAUCAGAAGACUUGCCACUCAUAGUGCAAUUUUUUCUCAUGUUCUAUAAGGAUAAGCCCAUAGACUGGCUUAUAGACCACCUGCUCUGGGUUAAAGUGUGCAAUCCAGAAAAGGAUGCUACACACUGUGAAAAGGAAAAGGCAAAGUUACGUAUCCGUGCUAAACCAUCUCUCUUUCAGCAUGUGGGAGUUUUUUCAUCACUGGCUGGGAAGAUACAGAAUUUGAAGGAUAAAGACUUUGGCAAAAAUGUGCUACAUAAAGUACAUAAUAAUCCACCUGCAAAAGUGGGUACAAGCCUGAAAACAUACGGGAAAUAUACCUUGGAGAAAGUUUAUAAAGGACAAGACUGUUUUUGGGCUUCAGCUCCAGUGGCAGGGGACUACAUCAGCUUCACCUUUUUAAAUCCACUGAAAGUUGAAAAGUACUUCUUCAGAAGUGGAAACAUGGAGCACCCUGGUGAUAAGCUGUUUAACACAACUGUGGAAGUGUUGCCAGCUGAUGAAAUGCUAAAAAAAGAACUGGUUGACAAUGGAAGUAAAUAUAACUACACAGCAACCAAAGACGGAUAUUUACAGAUAGGGGCUUUUGAAAAUGGAAUUGCAGAAGGCAGUAUCAAUCCAUCGAUGGGAAAAAUACAGGCUAUUCGUCUGUCAGUCAAUUCUGAUUCUCCUGUAUGGGCAAUACUUAGUGAGGUAUUCAUCAAGACAUCUGAAAACUGAAAAGAAGAAUAUUUGGUUUGUCACUUGUUAUAGAUUGUUUGAAAACAGCAACAGAAAAACGGCUGGGUAAAAAGAGCAAAUGCAAACCCAUUUAAUUCUUAAUACUGUGUAUUAGGAAAGAGUUAACUACUGAAUCUUUAUAUAAGGAAUAUUGGAAGCUGUGAAGAACCUGAUUACUUUAGUAAUCUCUACAAAAUGUUCUUGAGUAAGGUGUCAUAGAUAAAUAUCUCACCUUAACUUGGCAACAUUCAAUGUAGAUUAUUAUACACAAAUAGUAAGGCAAUACAAGCUGUCUCAGGGACUAAAGCAUAUAAGUAAGAUAAGUUUCACUGGAACUAAAAAUAUGGACAUUUUUGAAAAAUAUUAAAGACUCAGUUUUCAACGCCACUAAAAACUGGUCAAUUUUGGGGGGAAAAUAAAACUGAAGGAAAAGUUGUCAAUAUUUAUUGCAAGCAUUUAGAGCAGUCCGUAGAGAUAGGAACAACUUAACAAUAUGAAAAUGGAUCUCAGACUUAAUGGAAGAAGUGUGUUUCAGCCUUAAUGUAGCCUAAGUUAUAUUUGUGGGGUUUUUUUAAUGGAAAGUGCCUACAAUAUACCAUUUGAAUAACUUGAAAUUUAAAUGGGCAUUUUUUGGAGGAUUGUAAAACUUGUCAGUGAAUUGUGCACUGAAUUAACUACAGGGGAAAGUACGGGUAUUAUGUGUAACGGUAUUUUUUGUAGAAAGAAAAUCUAUUUAAGUAAAAUUUUUGAUGCUCUAAUUUGAUAAUUAGUAUGUACGGAUACUUAAAUCCUGGUCACAAAGCCAAACUCAGUAUGGAUUUGAAAACAAACGUUAAGCCACAGUUGUGUCAUUUGAAAUGGUUUUGGGAAAUGAUAAUCCACCUUGGACAUCUACCUGUGCAGAACUCCUGCAUCACUUCCUUGGCACGUGAAGCACAACUGCACCCUUGUUCUCCUGCUUGUGCAUUGCAUCCUGACAGCAGUGUGAGAAACAAACUGCACUGUGCACUUGUGUGUGGAUUUGUAUUAAAUACAUUCAAUUCAUGAAGAAUUGUAUUCUUAAUGCAAGAAUAUUUUUAUUUAG